Phyllostomus discolor (pale spear-nosed bat) is the source of this 5336-nucleotide messenger RNA. RefSeq names its product ALK receptor tyrosine kinase (gene ALK). Gene Ontology annotation, molecular function: ATP binding; transmembrane receptor protein tyrosine kinase activity. Lineage: Eukaryota; Metazoa; Chordata; Mammalia; Chiroptera; Phyllostomidae. The transcript has 23 exons. Gene Ontology annotation, cellular component: membrane; signaling receptor complex. Gene Ontology annotation, biological process: protein phosphorylation; regulation of cell population proliferation; cell surface receptor protein tyrosine kinase signaling pathway. The record is from RefSeq and is a predicted model, not a curated record. The coding region runs from base 77 to 4090 and encodes 1337 amino acids.
UAGACUCCCUGCUGGUUUUUACUGCAGUUUCGAGGAUGGCUUCUGUGGCUGGUCCCAAGGCACACUCUCGCCCCACAUGCCCCGGUGGCAGGUCAGGACCCUAAAGGAGGCCCCGCUCCAGGACCAGCAAGACCACGCCUUGUUGCUCAACACCAGUGGGGUCCCCACGGCUGCAAGCGCCACAGUGACCAGCCCGACGUUUCCCGCGCCGAUGAAGAACUCUCCGUGUGAGCUCCGAAUGGCCUGGCUCAUCCGUGGCGCCUUGCGGGGAAACGUCUCCCUGGUGCUGGUGGAGAACAAAACCGGGAGUGAGCAGAGCAGGGUGGUCUGGCACGUGGCCGCCGCCGAAGGCUUGAGCCUGUGGCAGUGGACAGUGCUGCCUCUCCUCGACGUCGCCGACAGGUUCUGGCUGCAGUUUGUCGCUUGGUGGGGGCAAGGAUCCAGAGCCACCGUGGCUUUCAACAACAUCUCCAUCAGCCUGGACUGCUACCUCACCAUCAGUGGGGAGGACAAGAUGCUGCAGAAUACAGCGCCCAAGUCAAGGAACCUGUUUGAGAGAAACCCGAACAAGGAGACGAAACUCUGGGAAAACACACCGAGGGAGACCCCCAUCUUUGACCCUACAGUUCACUGGCUGUUCACCACCUGCGGGGCCAGUGGGCCCCACGGCCCCACGCAGGCCCAGUGCAACAACGCCUACCGGAACACCAACCUGAGCGUGGUGGUGGGCAGCGAGGGCCCACUGAAGGGCAUCCAGACCUGGAAGGUGCCAGCCACCGACACCUACAGCAUCUCCAGCUACGGAGCCGCCGGCGGGAAAGGCGGGAGGAACUCCAUGACACGGUCCCACGGCGUGUCCGUGCUGGGCAUCUUCAACCUGGAGAAGGGCGACACGCUGUACAUCCUGGUGGGACAGCAGGGGGAAGACGCCUGCCCCAGCACAAACCAAAUAAUCCAGAAAGUCUGCAUUGGAGAGAACAACGUGAUCGAAGAAGAAAUCCGAGUGAACAGGAGCGUGCACGAGUGGGCAGGAGGGGGUGGAGGAGGGGGCGGAGCCACCUACGUAUUCCAGGUGAGGGCGCUGGGGGCCCUGGAGUGGAAGCCCAGCUCGGUGUGCCAACCUCUGAACGUCUGUCUCUCCGGGCAGAUGAAGGACGGUGUGCCGGUGCCCCUGAUCAUUGCGGCUGGCGGUGGCGGCAGGGCCUACGGGGCCAAGACGGACACGUUCCACCCCGAGAGACUAGAGAAUAACUCCUCGGUUCUGGGACUCAACGGCUACUCCGGAGCCGCAGGUGGUGGAGGUGGCUGGAAUGAUAACACUUCCUUGCUCUGGUCUGGAAAGUCUUUGCUGGAGGGUGCCACCGGAGGACAUUCCUGCCCCCAGGCCAUGAAGAAGUGGGGGUGGGAGACCAGAGGGGGUUUCGGAGGGGGUGGAGGGGGGUGCUCCUCAGGUGGAGGAGGCGGAGGAUAUAUAGGUAAAGAUGAUUUGUGUUCAAGGUGUCGCUCCCCUCCCCUCUUAGUCCUAGGCACCUCCCCUCCCCGUCCUCGCCUGCCCUCCCCUGGCCGCCCCCGCCCCCGUGUGGACUGUGAUGUGACCGUGCACGCCUUCCGCCCAGCCCGGGGACCAGCCGGAGGCAGGGUGUUCGCUCGAGGGCCAGCAUCCUGCCUCCAGGCUUCACCAGCAACAGCAUCAAGAUCCCGCGUGGUUCUUGAUCGCCCCGGAGUCGAUGACACAGGGGCUUGGGCUUCUCAGACUGUUCUCCGAGCUGCCCCUAAGGUGUGCUGGCUCGAGAACCUCAGAGGCCAGGCCUCUCAGCCACGUGCUUCCCUUGGGAUGGCCUGGCCCACGUCCCUGCCAAGCCAGCUCCCUAAGGGCCUGGUGUGUGGCUUCCAGCCUCCAGGACUCCUCCCCUUCCUUUCCCUGCCCCAGCCCACCAGCUUCAGAACGCCACUCACCAUGCUGAUGGGCGCUGCUCCCGAGGGCAACCACAGGCAGCCCAGCCCAGCCCAGCCCAGCCCUUCAGCAAGCAUCUGGUCCCUGGCCUCUGGCGGCAACGCAGCCUCGAACAAUGACCCUGAGAUGGACGGGGAGGACGGGGUGUCCUUCAUCAGUCCCCUGGGCAUCCUGUACACCCCGGCUUUGAAAGUGAUGGAAGGCCACGGGGAAGUGAACAUUAAGCAUUACCUGAACUGCAGCCACUGUGAGGUGGACGAGUGCCACGUGGACCCCGAGAGCCACAAGGUCAUCUGCUUCUGUGAGCACGGGACGGUGCUGGCUGAGGACGGUGUGUCUUGCAUUGUGUCGCCCACCCCAGAGCCCCACCUGCCGCUCUCGCUGGUCCUCUCCAUUGUGACCUCGGCACUCGUGGCCGCCCUCGUCCUGGCGUUCUCUGGCAUCAUGAUCGUGUACCGCCGGAAGCACCAGGAGCUGCAAGCAAUGCAGAUGGAGCUGCAGAGCCCCGAGUACAAGCUGAGCAAGCUCCGCACCUCGACCAUCAUGACGGACUACAACCCCAACUACUGCUUUGCCGGCAAGACCUCCUCCAUCAGCGACCUGAAGGAGGUGCCUCGGAAAAACAUCACCCUCCUUCGGGGUCUGGGCCAUGGUGCGUUUGGGGAGGUGUAUGAAGGUCAGGUGUCUGGGAUGCCCAGUGACCCGAGCCCCCUGCAAGUGGCUGUGAAGACGCUGCCUGAGGUGUGCUCCGAGCAGGACGAGCUGGAUUUCCUCAUGGAGGCCCUGAUCAUCAGCAAAUUCAAUCACCAGAACAUCGUGCGCUGUAUCGGAGUGAGCCUUCAAGCCCUGCCCCGGUUUAUCCUGCUGGAGCUCAUGGCAGGAGGGGACCUCAAGUCGUUCCUCCGGGAGACCCGCCCCCGCCCGAACCAGCCCUCCUCCCUGGCCAUGCUGGACCUUCUGCACGUGGCUCGGGACAUUGCCUGUGGCUGCCAGUACUUAGAGGAAAACCACUUCAUCCACCGGGACAUCGCUGCCAGGAACUGCCUCUUAACCUGCCCCGGCCCUGGAAGAGUGGCCAAGAUCGGAGACUUCGGGAUGGCCCGAGACAUCUACAGAGCGAGCUACUACCGGAAGGGGGGCUGUGCCAUGCUGCCCGUGAAGUGGAUGCCGCCAGAGGCCUUCAUGGAAGGAAUAUUUACAUCCAAGACAGAUACCUGGUCCUUUGGAGUGCUGCUGUGGGAAAUAUUCUCUCUUGGAUACAUGCCGUACCCUAGCAAAAGCAACCAGGAAGUUCUGGAGUUCGUCACCAGCGGAGGACGGAUGGACCCACCUAAGAACUGCCCUGGGCCUGUAUACAGGAUAAUGACCCAGUGCUGGCAACAUCAGCCUGAAGACAGGCCCCACUUCGCCAUCAUUUUGGAGAGGAUCGAAUACUGCACUCAGGAUCCAGAUGUGAUCAACACCGCCCUGCCCAUAGAAUAUGGCCCACUCGUGGAAGAAGAGGAGAAAGUGCCCAUGAGGCCCAAAGACCCCGAGGGAAUCCCUCCUCUCCUCGUGGCUCCUCCCCCAGCUAAAGGGGAGGAUGGGCAGGAGCCCGCCGCCCCACCGCCUCUGCCUUCCACGUCCACACGCAAAGCCGAGAAGAAGCCCACAGCGGCAGAAGCCUCCGUUCGAGUCACUCGGGGGCCGGCUCCGGGAGGGGGACACGUGAACAUGGCAUUCUCGCAGUCCAACGCGCCGCCGGAGCUGCACAGAGUCCAGAGAUCCAGAAACAAGCCGACCAGCCUGUGGAACCCAACCUACGGCUCGUGGUUUGCAGAGAAGCCUGCGAAGAAGAACCACGCUCCCGCAACGAAAGACGAGCCCGCGAGGGGGCACCCGGGACAACAGGGCAGCCACGUGGCGCCCCCACAGGCUGCGGCUGUGGCCGGCAGGGGCCCGGCUGCCGCCCUGCUCCUGGAGCCCUCCUCGCUGAGCGCAGGCUUGAAGGACGUGCCCCUGUUCAGGCUGCGCCACUUCCCCUGUGGAAACGUCAACUACGGCUACCAGCAGCAGGGCUGGCCCCUGGAGGCCGCCGCUGCCCCUGGAGCCAGUCACCAUGGGGACGCGGUUCUCAAGAACCCACCUGGGCCCUGAGCCCACGAGCACUCGCGCACUCGUUUCUUUUUCUUGGGAACCCUGAGCCCACUGCGGGGGCACAGGCCAUGAAUAGCUCCUCCCCAAACCAGACACCAAAUGUCACUUUUCAUUUUGUGCCAACUUGUUUUGAAGUGCCACAUAAAAAAAAAGAAAAGUUGUAUUCUCAAAAUGUUUUCCAAAGGUUUUGAGCAUGGGUUCACCCUAUUCUUUCAAAAGAAGAAAGUACCGUCGAGACGAGUGAGAAACGCAAGGCCGGGAUUUGGCUGUGCGGGGUUGGCGUCCCUGCCAGCCUGCACGCCACCUGCAGGCUGUGUGCGCGCCCCGCUCCCACGCAGUCAGAAUCAGCUGCUCGCGUGUCUCACACGUGGAGUCACGGGCGCUUCCUUGCCUGACCCACGUGGACCUGGACCACGUGAGGGGAGAGGGAGCGGAAAGAGAGGAGUCAUCCGUAAGGAAUCGGCACGGGAAGAGACGUCCUUUACUCGGAAAACUCAUAGAACUGAAACGUCACGCGUUAGAUGACAUUUAGACGCUUACGGUUGUGCCCAUCCACCGACGAUCGUAGAAAUGUGAAUAGUGACAGUAGCAUAGAGAUACGUGUGUGUCAUCUAAAUGAAGCCCAGACAUGCGAGGUGCUUUGAGUGUGAUAAAGCCCCAGCACGGACCCAGAGGUUCUAAAGCAUCCUAUUAAUAUAUACCUCAUGCCUUAAGAAAACUCCCCGUCCAAAAGUGAACAUCUGAGUGUGAGGUUUCCUAGUGGAUUGAAAACUGAAGAUUUAAAUUCAUUGGUGAUUUUAAAACUUUCCACUAAUUAAAAUAAGCCGAUCAUUUAAGAAUAGAAAUUUGAAGCGGCAGCGACAUAUCGAAGCAUAGAAACAUACCCCUUUGUGGGCAUAAUGUCAGCCCAUCUUAGGCCAAAACCUUCUCACAAUUUCAGUCAUGAAAGCCAACAGACCAAAGUCUCUCCUUGCAGCGACAGGGGGUCCCUGGAGCAGCAGGCCCUGGGUGGUCCUGCAGAGGGUGCUCCUGCCUGCCCUUCCUCCCAGCGUUUGCCGUCUGUCUGCCCCUAACCACAUGAGCCCAGCACACAUGGAGCAGAACACACGUUUGCUGGAAUAUACAGGACACAAGUUGUGCUGCUAUCGAGUACAGAUUAAAACCAAGAAUUUUUCCUCUGGGGGGCAAUGAGUAAAGGAACUAAGGGACAUUUGGAAUGCUGAGGUCGACCGUGACAUGUUCUGAA